AAGCACGGUUAGCGCUCCCAAAGAGACGCUGGGACCCCCUGGCCGUUGAGCGGAGGUUGGGCGCUGCAGCCACCACCUCGGUGCUCCAUGAGGAAGAUGCUGGCCGCUGUCGUCUCCCGCGUGUUGUCGGGUGUUGCCCAGAAGCCCGCCCGCAGAGUGCUGGUGGCAUCCUACAACUAUUCAAAAGAUGCCACCUUUGAAAUCAAGAAAUGCGAUCUUUACCGGUUGGAGGAGGGCCCUCCGCUCACCGCGGUGCUCACCAGGGAGGAUGGGCUCAAAUACUACCGGAUGAUGCAGGUGGUUCGCCGCAUGGAGCUGAAGGCGGACCAGCUGUACAAGCAGAAGUUCAUCCGUGGCUUCUGUCACUUGUGCGACGGCCAGGAGGCCUGCUGCGUGGGCCUCGAGGCAGGUAUAAACGCCUCAGACCAUGUCAUCACGUCCUAUCGGGCUCAUGGCAUAAGCUAUACUCGGGGGCUCUCGGUCCGAUCCAUUCUGGCAGAGCUGAUGGGACGAAGAGGAGGGUGUGCGAAAGGAAAAGGAGGGUCGAUGCACAUGUAUGCCAAGAACUUCUACGGGGGAAAUGGCAUUGUGGGCGCCCAGGGCCCCUUGGGUGCUGGGGUUGCCCUGGCCUGUAAAUAUUUGGGAAACAGUGAAGUCUGCUUGACCUUAUAUGGGGAUGGCGCUGCCAAUCAGGGGCAGAUAGCUGAAGCUUACAACAUGGCAGCUUUGUGGAAAUUACCUUGUAUUUUUGUUUGUGAGAAUAACCUCUACGGGAUGGGAACAUCUGCUGAUAGGGCUGCGGCCAGCACUGACUACUACAAGAGGGGCAACUUUAUCCCAGGGCUGCGGGUGGAUGGCAUGGACGUUCUGUGUGUUCGCGAGGCAACCAAAUUUGCAGCCGACUACUGUAGAGCUGGAAACGGGCCCAUUCUGAUGGAGCUGCAGACCUACCGUUAUCAUGGACACAGCAUGAGCGACCCCGGGGUCAGUUACCGGACCCGAGAAGAGGUUCAGAAGGUUCGAAGUAAGAGUGACCCUAUAAUGCUUCUCCAAGAGAGAAUGGUAAACAGCCAGCUUGCCAGUAUUGAAGAAUUAAAAGAAAUCGACGCUGAUGUGAGGAAAGAAAUUGAUGAUGCCGUUCAGUUUGCUACAACCGAUCCAGAACCACCUUUGGAAGAAUUAGGCCAUCACAUCUACAGCAAUAAUCCACCUUUUGAAGUUCGUGGUACAAAUCAGUGGAUCAAGUUUAAAUCCAUCAGUUAAAGGAAGACCAUAUAAAAAUUUAUUCUAAUCCUUCAAUGGAAUAUUCAUGACCAAGUUUAAGAAACUGUUCUCAAGUUUGUUAAGGAGGAAUAAAACCCAUAAAA
Messenger RNA from Tupaia belangeri chinensis (Chinese tree shrew), 1367 nucleotides. RefSeq names its product pyruvate dehydrogenase E1 alpha 2 subunit. The transcript has a single exon. The record is from RefSeq and is a predicted model, not a curated record. The coding region runs from base 88 to 1263 and encodes 391 amino acids. Lineage: Eukaryota; Metazoa; Chordata; Mammalia; Scandentia; Tupaiidae. Gene Ontology annotation, biological process: pyruvate decarboxylation to acetyl-CoA. Gene Ontology annotation, cellular component: intracellular membrane-bounded organelle. Gene Ontology annotation, molecular function: pyruvate dehydrogenase (acetyl-transferring) activity.